GGGGCCGCUCCACACCGGAAGUACUUUUUCCGGGAUCCGUUUUCUUCUCUCACGACGCUGAAGCUCCUGACAACGAAAGCAGGGGAUGGAGACACAGAGACCAGAUGUCCAGCAGCUUCUGGUGUUGAAAGAAGAAGAAGGGUGCAGCUUCAGUCUGAGUCAGGAGGGUCAAGAACCUCACCUCAAAAAAGAAGAAGAAGAAGAAGCAACCCAGUUCUCCCUCACUCCUGUCCAGGUGAAGAGUGAAGAUGAUGGAGCAACCAGCAGCUGGACUCAACACAUGAAGACAGAAGCUGAUGGAGACACCUGUGGAGGAGCAGAAGCAGCCAGUGACUUGGAUACACCUCUCCUCCCUGACCACCAGAGGUCGCCUUGUUCUGACUCUGACACUGAUGACAGUGAGGACUGGUGGGAAACCAUUAACACUCAGUUACGUUCAAAGUCUGUGGAGAAUACAGAAGUGAUUUCAGUCAGUGAAAAGAAAGAUGCUGUUGUUCACAAAUCUCUGAUCUGCUCUAGAUGCGGACGGAAAUGUCUCUCAAGGUCUGGACUGACAAAUCACGCAAAAUUCUGCGGUGGACCUUUGACUUGCUCAUUCUGUGGGAAAUUCUUUGAAACAAAAGACACCCUGAAUGACCACAUGGCAGUUCACACAGGAGAAAAACCUUAUAGCUGCUCCCAGUGUGGUAAGUGUUUUACAAACAGACUGCUCCUAAAGGAACACAUGAGAAUCCACUCUGGAGGAAAACCCUUUGUCUGCUCUCAGUGUGGUAAUCGUUUUGCACGCAGGAGUUGCCUGACGAACCACAUGAGAGUUCACACAGGGGAAAAACCUUUUGUCUGCUCUCGGUGUGGCCGUUGUUUUGCCAGGAGGAAGUUCCUGAAAGAACACAUGAAAAUACACACAGGGGAAAAGCCUUAUGUCUGCUCUCAGUGUGGCAAUCGUUUUGCACGCAGUAGCUGCCUGACAAACCACAUGAAAGUUCACACGGGGGAAAAACCUUUUGUCUGCUCCCAGUGUGGUAGUUGUUUUGCCCGAAGCAGCCGACUGAAUGACCACAUGAGAGUUCACACAGGGGAAAAACCCUUUGUCUGCUCUCAGUGUGGGAAAUGUUUUGCACGAAGCAGCAAACUGAAUGACCACAUGAGAGUUCACGGCAGUAAAAACUAUUACAGCUGCAGUGACUGCGGUAAAGGAUUUAAACGGCCGUGCAACCUUACUUUACACAUGAGAACUCACACUGGUGAAAAACCAUAUCGCUGCUCCCAGUGUGAUGGAUGUUUCAGGAUGAAGUGUCACCUGAAGUCUCACAUGAGACGUCACUCCAGAAAGAAAGGUGACGUGGGGACUGAAUAACUGAAGCCUGUCAAAGGUCCCACCCUGAACAACAAGAAGAAGAAAUGGCAUCAGCGAUGCAGGACUGAAGGGAAGGAGCCUUGCUUCAGACUCCAGUAUGAAAUGUAUUUACCUAAUGUUAUCUGGGUCUCU
Molecule: messenger RNA, 1489 nt
Organism: Synchiropus splendidus (mandarinfish)
Lineage: Eukaryota; Metazoa; Chordata; Actinopteri; Syngnathiformes; Callionymidae
Product: oocyte zinc finger protein XlCOF6.1-like
Exons: 2
Coding region: 86-1357 (423 amino acids)
Source: RefSeq, a predicted model, not a curated record